Emiliania huxleyi CCMP1516 is the source of this 648-nucleotide messenger RNA. RefSeq lists its product as hypothetical. The transcript is spliced from 2 exons. The coding region runs from base 1 to 648 and encodes 215 amino acids. Lineage: Eukaryota; Haptophyta; Isochrysidales; Noelaerhabdaceae. The record is from RefSeq and is a predicted model, not a curated record.
AUGACCAGUAGGACAGCCGUGAGUGUGAAUCGGAUAAGGAGUUUGCGUCCGUCCACCGUCUUCGUGGACGUCUGUCCUCGUGACACCCACACCCCACACGGCCUGUUUUGCUUCUACGGCGAGCAGCUUCAGGGCAGCGCGGUGCUGGUCGAGGGCGACAACACCGCCGCCAUCGGCGCCGCGCAGAACCAGGCGUCGACGGCGGUGUCGAUGCAGGAGACGCUGCGCCGGCUGCUCGAGACGGCGGAGAGGUGGGACAUCGAGCUCCGCUUCGUCCACACGCCGGGCGUGCUCCUCCACCGGCCCGACCAAACCUCGAGAGGCGAUCCCAUCGAGGAGCCGCGGGUGCGGCUAGCGGCGGCGGAGUUCGCCGCCAUCGAGCGCCUGACGGGACGUUUCACCGAGUUCGUGGGCGCCGAGAGGCGACACGCCGCCGCCGAGGUCGGGGCGCAGCACAAGUGCCCGGGUGGAGGCAGCCCCCAAUCCCCAGGUGGUGAGGAUGGGUGCUUCGGUGGCGGGCUUGCCGCCACAGUCGCGGGCGGCAAGCCGCCUCCCCACCUCUGGGCUGGUCUCGACUGCUUCGCCAUUUUUCAAUAUUGGGACGCUAUGCCGUCGAUGAUGGCCCUCAGACCCGGGGGGAGGGGGUAG